Mya arenaria is the source of this 3167-nucleotide messenger RNA. Its product is annotated as titin-like. Gene Ontology annotation, cellular component: cell-cell junction. Gene Ontology annotation, molecular function: cell adhesion molecule binding. The record is from RefSeq and is a predicted model, not a curated record. The transcript is spliced from 12 exons. Lineage: Eukaryota; Metazoa; Mollusca; Bivalvia; Myida; Myidae. The coding region runs from base 90 to 3167 and encodes 1025 amino acids. Gene Ontology annotation, biological process: cell-cell adhesion.
CGUUUGAAUUAUUUUCUUUCAUUAAUAUAUCACAUAUAUGUUGACGAGAAUAUUCACAAAUUUUAUAAUUGAGAUGUUUUUGGCUUAGAAUGGGAUUAAAUAUAAUACUAGUUGUGAUAUUUCUAAACAGCGUUUGCAGACAUGGCAUUGAUGCCCAAGCUCCAGUUUUAUCAGCAAACGCAUCUUCCGUUACUAAAGGAAAUUCAUUGAACAUUGUUUGUACAUUAUCAGCCGAAACAUCUUCAGUGACAUGGUAUAGGAUUGUCAAAGGCGGGACAACUGAACAAGCGAUUAUUACUGUCGGUUUAUCAGGUGGUUCAUGUAUAUCAGUUCCAAGCACUCCUCCAGAUGGUUUAGUGGUAACAUGCGGUACAUUGGAGUAUGGAUGUACAAUCCCAUCCUUGAGUACUUCUGAAGAUGGAGAUGUUUGGCGUUGUGCUGUUCCGCUUUUAGGGGUCAACACCUACAGCAACUCCCUGAGAAUCAAUGUCACAAUUAGCCCUUUGAUCACUGACAUUAGAAGUGUUGAAGUUGCAAGGGAUAAUACUGCAACAAUAGUUUGUGACAUUGCUGGCACUUUUGCCUACCCACGUUGGGAUGAUGGCACUAAUACAAUUUAUGUAGCUGAAGGAACUUCAAUUUUUAACCCAAGUACAACUGACUCUAGAUGGGCUCGAUCUAGUGACACAAAGAACCUAAUCAUUUCAUCAAUUGAGGAUAGUGAUGCUGGAACAUACAGAUGCAGCAUCACUACACCAACAAUAGACAGCUAUACAGCAAGACUAAAAGUCAUUGAACACUCUGUUAGCCCUUUGAUCACUGACAUUAGAAGUGUUGAAGUUGCAAGGGGUGAUACUGCAACAAUAGUUUGUGACAUUGCUGGCACUUUUGCCUACCCACGUUGGGAUGAUGGCAUUAAUACAAUUUAUGUAGCUGAAGGAACUUCAAUUUUUAACCCAAGUACAACUGACUCUAGAUGGGCUCGAUCUGGUGACACAAAGAACCUAAUCAUUUCAUCAAUUGAGGAUAGUGAUGCUGGAACAUACAGAUGCAGCAUCACUACACCAACAAUAGACAGCUAUACAGCAAGACUAAAAGUCAUCGAACACUCUGUUAGCCCUUUGAUCACUGACAUUAGAAGUGUUGAAGUUGCAAGGGGUGAUACUGCAACAAUAGUUUGUGACAUUGCUGGCACUUUUGCCUACCCACGUUGGGAUGAUGGCAUUAAUACAAUUUAUGUAGCUGAAGGAACUUCAAUUUUUAACCCAAGUACAACUGACUCUAGAUGGGCUCGAUCUGGUGACACAAAGAACCUAAUCAUUUCAUCAAUUGAGGAUAGUGAUGCUGGAACAUACAGAUGCAGCAUCACUACACCAGCAAUAGACAGCUAUACAGCAAGACUAAAAGUCAUCGAACACUCUGUUAGCCCUUUGAUCACUGACAUUAGAAGUGUUGAAGUUGCAAGGGGUGAUACUGCAACAAUAGUUUGUGACAUUGCUGGCACUUUUGCCUACCCACGUUGGGAUGAUGGCACUAAUACAAUUUAUGUAGCUGAAGGAACUUCAAUUUUUAACCCAAGUACAACUGACUCUAGAUGGGCUCGAUCUAGUGACACAAAGAACCUAAUCAUUUCAUCAAUUGAGGAUAGUGAUGCUGGAACAUACAGAUGCAGCAUCACUACACCAACAAUAGACAGCUAUACAGCAAGACUAAAAGUCAUCGAACACUCUGUUAGCCCUUUGAUCACUGACAUUAGAAGUGUUGAAGUUGCAAGGGGUGAUACUGCAACAAUAGUUUGUGACAUUGCUGGCACUUUUGCCUACCCACGUUGGGAUGAUGGCACUAAUACAAUUUAUGUAGCUGAAGGAACUUCAAUUUUUAACCCAAGUACAACUGACUCUAGAUGGGCUCGAUCUAGUGACACAAAGAACCUAAUCAUUUCAUCAAUUGAGGAUAGUGAUGCUGGAACAUACAGAUGCAGCAUCACUACACCAACAAUAGACAGCUAUACAGCAAGACUAAAAGUCAUCGAACACUCUGUUAGCCCUUUGAUCACUGACAUUAGAAGUGUUGAAGUUGCAAGGGGUGAUACUGCAACAAUAGUUUGUGACAUUGCUGGCACUUUUGUCAACCCAAUGUGGGAUGAUGGCACUAAUACAAUUUAUGUAGCUGAAGGAACUUCAAUUUUUAACCCAAGUACAACUGACUCUAGAUGGGCUCGAUCUAGUGACACAAAGAACCUAAUUAUUUCAUCAAUUGAGGAUAGUGAUGCUGGAACAUACAGAUGCAGCAUCAUUACACCAAUAAUAGACAGAUAUACAGCAAGAUUAAACGUCAUCGAACAAACUGUUGGCAUAACGUCAGCAGUAAUUACAUCUCCGAUUGUCAAUCCUGUGUCCGUUAUAGUUAACACAACAUCCACAUUCCUGUGUGAGACGUCACCUGGAAACACUAUAUCUACCGUCGCUUGGUACAAAGACAACACAAACCAAGCUAACGCAAACGACACAAAAAUUACCUCGGGUACAAAUACGUCCUCCAAACCUGAAGGAAAUCUCUACGUGACGUACGGGACACUUAAUCUACAGGUACAGAGAGGUGACCAGGACGUGGGCGUGUACUGUCGAGCAAGAAACAGGGACCAAUGGUUCACCUCCGGAACAAAGAAGAUCAAUGUUCUAUAUGGACCGGACCGUCCUGAGUGUACAUCCAACAACGUGAACAUUUCCCCAACGUUGAGGGUUGUUGUUGGUAGCACGUUCUCAAUCUCCUGUACAGCUGACAGUAAUCCACUUCCGAACAUAUAUCAGCUAUCUGGACAAGGGGGUAAUAACCUGCAACUUAGCUUCAUCGACAUAGCAAGAUCACAGGCAGGAUCGUACAUCAUCGAGGCCAGGAACAAUAUGUCCGCUUCUGGUAGUGGUAGCCCGGUUACUGGCCGAAACUCAACGUCCUUUACAAUAGAUGUAUUGUAUGGAGCAGCUAAUUUACAGUUACUGCUCAACAACGUUUCAAACGCAUCGGUAGAAAUUGAGGAACAUUCUACAAACAACCUGCAAUGCUCGCUGGAAAGUAACCCUGCCUCGCAUAUGUUCAUUGUUAAGGAUGGAAAGACAAUACUAGAAAGACCUGGAGCUCAGCAAGGAAACCCACAGGAGUUGUUGUGA